Molecule: messenger RNA, 491 nt
Organism: Staurois parvus
Lineage: Eukaryota; Metazoa; Chordata; Amphibia; Anura; Ranidae
Source: the annotation of a GenBank genome assembly
GAUAGCUGUAUCUCACAGACUAGAAGCACAUCACUUCUGGUAUCCAACCUAAAGCAUUUAAAUUAUAUCAGACGUAAGAAAAGGACUAAUUAUACAGCUUUUUGAUGGAGAAAAGGGAAAUAUAUGCUCCUGGAUUUCAGAAAAAAUUAAAAAGAAAGAAUGCACAUAUUAUGUGGAAAAUUUAAAAAACUGCUGACCCAGGAAAGCCUACAUGCAUGUGUGGAUAUUCCAAAGAACAGCACAUGGACUACACGACUACACGACCACAACCUUUCCUAAGCAAAGAGACAUGGAAUCCUAGAGAACAUAUAAAGGAGAUGCCCACAGAUGCUUUUGGAGAUAUAAGCUUCACUGGCCUGAGUCCAAGAUCUAGAAAGAAGUAUGUGAGAGUGUCUUCUGAUACUCCAUCCAGUGUCCUCUACCAGUUGAUGACUGAGCAAUGGGGUCUUGAAGUUCCCAAUCUUUUAAUAUCAGUAACAGGUGGGGCCAAG